AUGCCGCAAUUCAAACAAGGAAGUUCUGUGCGCUAUAAGCCCGUUGGAGGUCCCGAAUCCAAUACCUCUGAAAGUGUCGGUACCAUUAAGUCCAUCCUCACGGAACAUGGACAACAAGCUGGCCGUAACGUUGCUGCAAGCGAAGAAGAACCACGCUAUGAGAUCGAGAACAACAAUACGGGAAAGACGACAACCAUAUUCGAGAAAAAUAUCCUAGGUCCCGCUUGACCGAAAGCAUUUAACUUUAUGCCACGUUCUUUAUCCUAUAAAAGUGUUGGAGUUUUGUCGGAAAGCUCAAAGAAUGUAAUUAGCUUCCUGUUCGUGAAAUAAAAUCAACCACCUCACCUUCCUUUAGUAUCUCAACAUUUUCUGUACCAUUUGAGCAUACCCUAUUAUUCUUGUUGAAGCCUACUCGUAUGAGCAAUCACUUAAACUUUGCCCAAUGCUCCAUCG
Messenger RNA from Westerdykella ornata, 453 nucleotides. RefSeq lists its product as uncharacterized. The record is from RefSeq and is a predicted model, not a curated record. NCBI's taxonomy places the organism in Eukaryota, Fungi, Ascomycota, Dothideomycetes, Pleosporales, Sporormiaceae. Bases 1 to 228 code for a protein of 75 amino acids. The transcript is spliced from 3 exons.